Molecule: messenger RNA, 327 nt
Organism: Vicia faba (fava bean)
Lineage: Eukaryota; Viridiplantae; Streptophyta; Magnoliopsida; Fabales; Fabaceae
Source: the annotation of a GenBank genome assembly
AUGCAAGAUAAAUACAUGGAAGUUAAAGUUUUCAAUGUGGGAGAAGAUAUGACAGCGUUUCUGUGUAACGAGAGGUUUCUAGUUGGUACUUACAGCAAGCUGCAACCAGGCGAAGCUCUUUAUCAAGAUGGGAACUUGAGGUCGAGUUCUUCAAAAGUGAAGGAGAGUGAUGUAGGAAGUCUGAUUACGCGUAUCGAAGAACUUAAAUCAUCAAUUCAAUGUAUAAUGAUCAUGUCGAUAACUGAAGCAGAGUACACAACGACAGAUGAAGAUGUCAAAGAAGCCUUAUGGCUUACAAGAUUGAUGAGAGAAUUUGGUGUUGAGUAA